This is a messenger RNA of Truncatella angustata, 1856 nucleotides long. RefSeq lists its product as uncharacterized. NCBI's taxonomy places the organism in Eukaryota, Fungi, Ascomycota, Sordariomycetes, Amphisphaeriales, Sporocadaceae. The transcript is spliced from 4 exons. The record is from RefSeq and is a predicted model, not a curated record. Bases 307 to 1671 code for a protein of 454 amino acids.
GUUCCGUGCAGCUGCAGGUACAAGGGGGCUUCCCUGUCAUCGAGGGCAAUGUGGUAGCAUGGAGUCAAAGGAAACAACCAAUUUCAACGCAGAUACAGGCUCGGCCACGAAACGAUAGGUAGUCCACCCUGUAUCAGCUUGAUAUUUCGUAUUCAAGCCUGAGGUCAGUGAGCCAUACCUUGUCUGUAUUCAUGUAUAUAAAUCAGUACGGCCUAGGCGGUUCCGCCCGUCCAACAACACCCCCGACGCUGUCUCUUAUCUAGAGUGUGCUCUGACUAUUCGGCAAGCUGCCAGUUUACUAUCGCUAUGGCAUCAUCAGGACCGCAAAAAGAUGAAAAAUCCAAGCUGGAUGAAAAGAGCUUACGGCAGAACGGUAUUGACUACUUUAUCAAAUGGGAGACUAUGGGUCCUGCCCCCAACCACAUCAGCACACUCUGCGAAACACUCACCGACAUUAGUUGCGCGUUAUCAGCGAGGUUUGUCGAUGACUGCACCGGUAGAAUGGUCAUCAGGACAGACUUGGAGGAAUUCAGAGAGGACAUCGAAAAACGGCUGGAACGAUACCGAAGCAUAGCAAAAGCUGCAGAACGUCUUCAUGGUAAUCAAUCGGACGAGAACGGGUGGAGGAACCACUACAAAACCAACUUUCUAGAACCUCUUCACCGUAGACAUGAGCUGGGUCGUCAUGACUCAAGACUCACUUCUCGAACUAAGUUCUACUAUGAUUAUUUUCAGAGGCGAGAGGACAUAAUGUGGACAUUAUUCCAUCGAGAAGGACCAUACCACGAGCGCCGCCAGAAUCUCAAAUACCCGAAACCGGACUGGGUGGCUCACUUCCCAAUAUGCGAUUUAGAGAACCCGACAGCAUCGGGGUUCGCCCAGAAACCCUUGUGGGAUUGGUCGAGCAGCAAGAACGGGAAAAUGGUCCACGAGUUCGAUGGCCAAGACCUCCAGAGGCUCACUGACUUCGGACUCCAAUGUCACGUCGCCAGGGCGUUGCAAGGGAAGAAGAACGCUGGGAAUAUGGACCCGGACAAGAUGUUCUCGUUUCCGUGGUUCAUUGUCGAGUUCAAGAGAACCAGGGGCGAAGCUAAGUACUGUUACUGCCAGGUUGCCAAUGGAGCAGCCUGUACCCUUCUUAUGUUUGAGACGCUGAGUCGAUACGCAGACAAGGAACAUGAGCAAGCCCAGAUCCCUCCUAUUAUCACCAUGACAGCCGUGGGUAAAGACGUCAAGCUUUGGAUAGGGUAUGCGGGGCCAGAUGAGGAACCUAGAGCUGCGGGUGCGAAAAAGUCAGAUAAGGAUCCUAAUUGGUUUCACUCUCGGUGCUUCUGGACGGGUGAUAUGACAAAGGUCAAAGAUGCUAUGGACCUCGAGGCACUGCUCGAAAAUGUUUACACAUGGGCGAUGCGCGUCCUAAGACCGCGCAUCGUUCAAUAUCUGAAACAGUGGAGAACACAAAUGGAGCGGAAUACCCAUACGCCGUUGCCUCGACCGCGGCCUAAGAAAGGGGACGACGUCCUUGAGUACGUGCGGUAUGGAUUCGAGGAGACAGACGCAAGACUCCGGAACAUCAUGGUCGCUUUUCAGGAUGACACGCUGGAAAAGAUGAGGGAGAUGCUGUCAGAUCACCUAGCCAGCGUCAAAUCACUAAUCCAGAAGGACGCAUGAUUGCAGACAGGCACCUCGUCACAGAUGGGCGCAGCGACCCAGUCAGAUCCUUCUUCCAUCGACGCAGCAACCCAGGUAAAAAUAUCGUCCAAGACAAAUUCACCACCAUAUAUUACAACGCAGUUUAUCGGAGAGCCGACUUCAAAGGUCAGCAAUGUUGAGUUCGACUUCAGAUUUAAAGAGUA